CUAAGUUCUUUGGAGACAAGAGCUCCACUCUAAAAUCAUUCUCUCUAUCUUCUACACACACUACACUCACAAUAUUCUCUACACCACUUCACUACAAUCACUCACCACACUCAAACCACUGUAUAAUCCCACCAUUUCUAACAGAAUUGAACUCGAGAUGUGUUCGUUUCACUCAUUACUUGGGUGUUCUUUUAGGGAUUAAAAAAAUAAUAGAAAAUUGUUUUGCCAUAUGGGGAGGCUAAGAAAUGAAUUAUUUACAAGUAAAAGGAUAAUAAUGAAUCUGUUAUUUUGUGUCAUCCAUCAUCUGAUCAAUUAUUAAGAUUUAGUAAGUAUUUUGUUUUUUGUAAGAGAUAAAUAUGAGAGUCCCCCACGUAGUGGUAGCAAUGAACUCUGGUUGGCUGAAGCCGACAACAGAAAAUGUUAUAGUUGGAGACAGUGAAAGAGAGAGACAUAUACAGAAUCAAAUGGCAAUGAAAUGAUGGUUCUUGUGCACAUUUCAAUUUGCAAAACAGUAGUAAUUUCUGAUGCAAUGUAAAUACCAUUAAAAUUGUGGGUCAAAUAAAUUUCCAGCUGCAUUAUGGACUAGUUUUUUGUUUUGUAGUAUUUCCAAUUGGUGAGUAGGAAUUAGUGGUGGGUAAUGGAUGGACCCCACCCCUUUCUGGAUAUACCUCCUGCCUCAACAUACAAAAGGGUCGCCACGUGGCACUCAUUCUUUCCCAUGGUUUAACUUUAAUAAUAAAAAUGUAGUAAGAAUUAAGUUGAAAUCUACAUGACUGUCUCAGUCUGUAUAUAUAUACACAAUUAUCACAAGUGAUUUGCAGGUAGCUAGCCAUGGCUGAUUAUCAUCAAUUGAUCUUGAAAGAGUCGUUCGAUCCCGACGUGGAGUUGAUCAACAAUCUCUCAGCCUCAGGGCUAUUCCAAAAUCAUGAAGAUUUCAAUUUCCACAACUCAAUUUUACCAACUCAUCAUGAGUUUGAUGAUCAUAAACAAAGGAAUAAGGGGAAAGCCAGCACCCCUGCAGAGAGCACUUGUUCAUAUCAAUCGCAUCAUACUGCCAAUCAGCAGCAGCGGCGUGGAGGAAGAGCAAAGAAAGAAGAAGAAAAAGGAGGUGAAGUGAUUCAUGUAAGAGCCAAGAGAGGCCAAGCCACCGAUAGUCACAGUUUAGCUGAACGAGUUAGAAGAGGAAAAAUUAAUGAGCGAUUACGGUGUUUGCGAGAUAUUGUUCCUGGAUGCUACAAGACGAUGGGCAUGGCAGUGAUGUUGGACGAGAUCAUCAACUACGUCCAGUCGUUGCAAAAUCAAGUGGAGUUUCUGUCGAUGAAGCUGACAGCAGCUAGUUCCUUUUACGACUUCAACUCAGACACAGAUGCCAUCGAGGCAAUGCAGGGAGCAAAUGCAAUUGAAGCAAUCAAGGCUGGGAAUGUAGCAAACCCUUGUGCUCAUCUACCCCACAAUUUCGGCUACUAUCCAUGAACAUUAAUUAAUUCCCACUCUCCAAUAAUAUUAUUCUAUUUUUGAAUUUGUAUAAGGCAAAGAAAGGCACUAGUCGAUUGUCUAUUUAUACUUAGAGAUUUGUAUCUCCAUAAUUCUCAAAUCUUGAGAAUUAAUUAACCAUUUAAUUAGUUUGAUCGAGUGCAUGUGUCGCAUUUGUAACAAUAAAUUUUGUAAAAAUAUAUAGGGUUUGUGCUGAUGUAUAAUUGGAUUGUGGUUAUCUUAAUUUGAACUCGGAAUUUAUCC
Molecule: messenger RNA, 1737 nt
Organism: Salvia miltiorrhiza (redroot sage)
Lineage: Eukaryota; Viridiplantae; Streptophyta; Magnoliopsida; Lamiales; Lamiaceae
Product: transcription factor BEE 3-like
Exons: 6
Coding region: 832-1473 (213 amino acids)
Biological process (GO): regulation of DNA-templated transcription
Cellular component (GO): nucleus
Molecular function (GO): DNA-binding transcription factor activity; protein dimerization activity
Source: RefSeq, a predicted model, not a curated record